Mytilus californianus (California mussel) is the source of this 1040-nucleotide messenger RNA. Its product is annotated as thrombospondin-2-like. Bases 50 to 916 code for a protein of 288 amino acids. The record is from RefSeq and is a predicted model, not a curated record. The transcript is spliced from 5 exons. NCBI's taxonomy places the organism in Eukaryota, Metazoa, Mollusca, Bivalvia, Mytilida, Mytilidae.
GACUGAGUGGGAUUCUUCAGGACGAUGUUCGGUAACUUGUGGAGAAGGAAUGCAGACUCGAUCCAGAAUUCGUUUCGACUGUUGCCAAGCAAAAUAUGAAACAGACACUGAUGAUGUAGUCUGCACCCAAACCAAAUGUCCAGAUUUAGAAUCUUGGAGCGUGUGGGCUAAUUUAGGAGAGUGUUCUGUGACUUGUCAAGAAGGGAAGCAGUAUCAGACGAGACACCGUUUCUUACCUUUGGUACAAAUAAAUGAAACAGUCAUCAAAGAAAAUGUUUGUUAUGGGACCAAAUGUCCAGAAUCUUGGAGUGUGUGGGCUAAUUUAGGAGGGUGUUCUGUGACUUGUGGAGAAGGGAAGCAGUAUCAGACGAAACACCGUUUCUUACCUUUGGUACAAAUGAAUGAAACAGUCAUCAAAGAAAAUUUCUGUUAUGAUACCAAAUGUCCAGAAUCUUGGAGUGUGUGGGCUAAUUUAGGAGGGUGUUCUGUGACUUGUGGAGAAGGGAAGCAGUAUCAGACGAAACACCGUUUCUUACCUUUGGUACAAAUAAAUGAAACAGUCAUCAAAAAAAAUGUCUGUUAUGAGACCAAAUGUCCAGUUUUCAAAUGGAUUAACUUGAAAUCAGAAAACCUUACAAUAGAAGACAAGAAAGAAAUGAUGAAAGGAGAAUUAGUCGAUCUGAAAGCAAACCUGACCAUUGACAAAAAGAAUACAUCGGCUGCAAUCAGACGUAGAACAUCAGCUCGUGACAACAGGCCCUUUGCUACGUUAAUGGGUUAUGUAGGGGUUAUAAUCCUGAUUAUACCAGUGGUUCUUAUUAUUUAUGCAGAUUUCACCAAAUGUUGUCAGUCAAAAAAGAUAUCUAGAAAGAAAAAGGUUCAUCCCAGACUAAGUGCACCUAAAAUUGACAUAUAGACUAUUACAGCACGUGAUACAAAUUGUAGAAAAUAUAGAAAGUAGGAUAGAAGAAGUGUUCAUAGAAGUACAUUUGAAAACUAUAAAUACUGUUUUAUUUCAGUAUGAUCUUAAGUAGCUUCGU